Kuraishia capsulata CBS 1993 is the source of this 3966-nucleotide messenger RNA. RefSeq lists its product as uncharacterized. The transcript has a single exon. NCBI's taxonomy places the organism in Eukaryota, Fungi, Ascomycota, Pichiomycetes, Pichiales, Pichiaceae. The record is from RefSeq and is a predicted model, not a curated record. Gene Ontology annotation, molecular function: ABC-type transporter activity; ATP binding; ATP hydrolysis activity. Bases 1 to 3966 code for a protein of 1321 amino acids. Gene Ontology annotation, cellular component: membrane.
AUGAGUGUUACAGACAUAGUGACACCGACCAAGGAUGCAUUGACCUCAGUCACAGAUAACGAAAAAGGUCUUUCCUUUACGGAGACAGCGUCGGUCUCGCUCAAAGUGAGAGGUCUGUCUAUUCGUGCAGUUUCAACUAGUGGAUUGAAGCGCAAGUUUGCGCGGAAGAAAGAGGGAAAAGCAACCCAAAAUCAGGAUGCUGGUGAAGGCCACGAUGUGUUGGGUGAAAAGUCAAUUUUGUUUGAUAUGUCUUUCGACGUGCCGGCUGGCUCGGUUACUGCUAUAAUGGGAGGUUCGGGUUCUGGUAAAACCACUCUGUUAAACUCAAUGGCUGGAAGACAGGGAAAAUCGAAUCUGGUCACUGAAGGGACCAUCAUGUACAAUCAGUCGAAAAACAUUUCGUCGAUACGACACGCCUAUGUGAUCCAACAGGAUAUUUUGUUGCCUCAGCUAACAUGUUUUGAGACCCUCAGUUAUGCUGCAGAAUUGAGAUUGCCGAAGUUAACCAAGAAGGAAGAAAGACACCGGCUUGUGGACGAGCUGAUUCUGGAGCUGGGCUUAAAGGAGUGCAGAGACACUAUGGUUGGAGAUAGAAUUCACAAGGGAUUAUCUGGUGGUGAAAAGAGAAGACUCUCGAUUGGAAUACAAUUGCUUGCUAAUCCAUCGGUGUUAUUUCUAGACGAACCUACGACUGGGUUGGACGCUUACAGUGCUUUGCUAUUGGUCCAGACUCUUAAAAAAUUGGCUAAAAAGGGCAAAACUUUUAUUGUCAGCAUCCACCAGCCAAGAUCUGACAUUUUUUCUCUUUUUGACCAGAUUUUGGUUCUUUCUAGGGGAAGAAUGUGCUAUGGAGCAAAAGGCAGCGAGAUCAUCUCAUACUUUAGCGAAUUGGGUUUCAAUGUUCCGGAACUUGUCAACCCUGCAGAUUACCUAGUUGAUAUCACCAGCAUUGAUUUCCGCACACCUGAAGCUUACAAGCGGAGUUCGGCCCGAUAUGAUGUAAUUGCUGAGUCCUGGAGGGCCCGAAUGAUGUCAACGGACGAUACGCCUUUCGCAGACUCUGCUCCGAACGACUUGAGUGCGGAGACUUUUGAACCUGGACGAGCUCCUUUUCUCAGGGAAGUGAAGAUUUUGGUGAGACGCAACUUUGUUUUGACAUUUCGUGAUCCUGUGGGAUUUGCAGCUCUGAUCUUCGAGUGCAUUACUCUGGGCAGUGUGUGUGGUUGGGUAUUUUACCGUCCAGGCACCUCACUUUCAGCCAUUAAAACCAUCCUUGGUUCUCUCUACAUCACCACCUCACUUCAGGUUUACUUGUUAUUAUUAUACGAAACCUACAGACUGUGUACAGUGGACAUGAAGGUGUUUGAUAGAGAGAGGUCUGAAGGAUGCACCACGGUGUGGGGCUUUCUUCUUGCAAGAAGAAUAGCCAAGCUGUGUUGCGAAGAUAUCAUUGUACCGUUUAUAUUUUCCAUCAUCACCUACUUUAUGUUUGGUCUGAGAACGGACAGUGCCAGCCAUUUUUUCAUCUUCUUUGUCGAGAAUUUCGUUGGCCAUCUGACGUCAAUGUCUCUGGCCACUUUGGCAGUUGCCGUCUCAAGAGAAGUCUCUACUGCUACUCUCAUUUGCAAUCUCAAUUUCACGUUUCAGAGCAUGACCAAUGGGUUUUUCGUGAACGCUAAGGAUGCUCCAGUAUAUGUUAGAUGGUGCAAAUACGUUGCAUAUGUGUGGUAUGCCUUUGGAUGUCUCUCUUCCAAUCAGUUUACUGGUUUCAAGGGUUCGUGCUUUGCUGAAAAUGCUUCCAAUCCCGACGUCGAUACCAUUUGCCAGGCUUAUUCUGGCUCAUUCGUUCUGGACUCGAUAGGAUUUUGGGAGAACUGGAUUGCAUUGCCAAUAUGUGUUCAUCUGUGUUGGGCAAUUGGAUUCUACGUUGCAGCUGGUGUGUUUCUGACCCUCAAGCCUGUUGAUGUGUCUAUGGCCAAAGAAGUUGGGACCAAGAUAAAGGACACAAAUCUUGAUUUACUGAGCAAGGACGUUGAGGAAGAAAAGGCCAUUUCUCGUUCGACUCCAGAGGAGAUCGGUAUAACUUUGAGACUCCAGUCGCUCUGUCUGGGAGUAGAGCUCAAAUCACCAAUUCGUUCUUUGCUGAGAAACUCGGGCCAAAGCAAGGUCAUUCUGAGUGAUAUUGAUGCGGUAUUCAAGGCUGGCAAAAUGAACGCUAUAAUGGGGCCUUCUGGGUCCGGGAAAUCGUCUCUGUUGAAUCUGAUAAGUGGAAGAGUUAACUCCAAUCUCACCACGAGAUAUUCCUCGUCAGGAUCUAUCUACUUCAACCAAUACCAUGUGAACACCCAUGUUAUUCGCUCUCUGUGCUCGUAUGUGUCACAGGAUGACGAUAAUCUGUUGCCCUCUCUUUCAGUCGAAGAGACGUUGAGAUUCGCAGCUACUCUGAGGCUUUCUAGAAGCAAAAUGACCAGAGCCGAAAUAAACGAACUGGUGGAUGGGUUCAUCCGGAAAAUGGGUCUCACAGAGUGUAGAAACACUCCUAUUGGUUCGGAGUUCGUCAAAGGUAUAUCUGGAGGAGAGAAAAGACGAGUCUCCAUUGCAAUACAACUGCUGAACAAUCCAAAGAUUUUGUUUCUUGAUGAACCGACGUCAGGUUUGGAUGCCUUCACCGCAUCCUCCAUACUGGACGUCUUGAGAAAACUGACUGAAGAGGGAAAAACCGUCAUAAUGACAAUUCACCAACCACGCUUCGAUCUGUUCAAUUCAUUUGGAUCGGUGCUACUUCUGUCGAAGGGAGGGAGAGUUGCAUUUGAUGGGUCCCCUACAGAAAUGCUGGAUCAUUUCGGGUCAUUGGGAUAUCCAGUUCCUGCUCUUACUAACGCUGCAGACCAUGUGCUUGAUUUGAUCUCGUAUAACACGCAGAACGAGAUUGCAGAAGCCAAUACUAGAAUGCGAGUUUCGCAGUUGUUGAACGUUUGGGACCAGAAAAAGACGCAGCAAAAAUCUCUGGAGCUCACUGAGCAGACAACCGUUGUCGAUGAUACUUAUCUCAUGGCUGAACAAUUCAGCACAUUUGUGAGGAAAAGAGCUGCCACCUUGACUGCUUUUAAGACGUUAUGUCGUAGACAAUUCCUGUGUGUUUGCAGAGAUAUGAAUUUGUUCAUGGCAAGAAUAGCGCAGGUAACUGGUAUGGGAGUUAUACUGGCUCUUUUCUUUGCACCCAUGAAGCACAACUACAAUUCUAUUCAGAAUAGGAUUGGUAUUCUUCAGCAGAUAUCCUCGCUGUAUUUUGUGGGGGUCUUGAACAAUGUGAGUGUUUAUCCGAUGGAAAGAAACUUCUUUUACGAAGAGUACGAGGAUAACGUUGUGGGAUCAGUCUCGUUCUUCCUAGCUUAUCUGACUUGUGAGCUUCCAUUUGAAAUCUUCACCGCCCUGGUGUUCUCUGUUUUUGUGGACAUGGUGGUUGGUUUACCGAGAAAUCCCGAGACUUUUUUUGCUUUGGCGUAUGGUGCGUUGAUGACAGUUAAUACUGGGGAAUCCUUGGGCAUUAUAUUCAACACAUUGGUGGAUCACGCGGGAUUUGCGCUAAACGUGAUCUCGCUAUUGGCCUCGCUGGCUACCAUGAUGUCUGGUUUGAUGUCCUUGAACAUGGGUGCUUUUCUACGUGGCGUAAAUUGGGUCUCUCCUCUUUGCUACGUCGUGAAGAUCUCUACGAAUUUAGUGUUCACUUCAGAUGUCCACUUCACGUGCGAUAACACAACGGCCAACGCUGAUGGUACUUGCACUUUCUCCAAUGGUGAAGAUGUGUUGCAUAGUUACGGGUUCCAUGCCAAUGUACCGCUCAUGUGCGGCCUUCUUGCGGUCGUGACAGUCUCGUAUAGACUUAUAGCAUAUGGAGUUCUGAGGAUCAGACUUCUCAGGGUUAGUUUGGAUGAUUUCAGGGCUAAAGUUGGCCUGAAGUCGUAG